Messenger RNA from Populus euphratica (Euphrates poplar), 654 nucleotides. RefSeq lists its product as uncharacterized. Gene Ontology annotation, biological process: regulation of protein localization to cell surface; regulation of double fertilization forming a zygote and endosperm; double fertilization forming a zygote and endosperm. The record is from RefSeq and is a predicted model, not a curated record. NCBI's taxonomy places the organism in Eukaryota, Viridiplantae, Streptophyta, Magnoliopsida, Malpighiales, Salicaceae. The transcript has a single exon. The coding region runs from base 195 to 626 and encodes 143 amino acids. Gene Ontology annotation, cellular component: vesicle; extracellular region.
AUAUUAAUUUAAUAUUUUUUUCAUGCCAAAUAUAUUUUUAGAACAUAUCUAAAUACAGUUUAAAUUAAAUGCAGAAAUAAACAGCCAGCAUAGUCAGACUCGAUUAACUCCAUGCCUAGUCGGUUAUACAAAGGAGCUAAUUAAAUCAACAUUAAUUACAAGGACGUUAUGCCUUGCAUGCAUGGUCCUUUAAAAUGGCAUCCUCUACCCUUCCAUCACACUUAGCCGGUCCACGUCUAUCCUCAGCCAAGAUGGUUCAAGCUACCAUGACAUGCUCGAUUGUAUUAACGCUAGCUUUUGGGUUCAUGGUGCUUGCCUCAGGUGUAGCGGCAGCUCCUGCAACACCAUUUUUCGGUCGCAACCCUGUAGAAAUUCAAGAGUGCUUGGCAACCAUCAAGGCGCACGCAGAUAUUUGCUUGCAUGAGGUUGCAUCCUUGGUGCUGACCUUUCAAAAGAACUUAGUCGGCCCUAAAUGUUGCAGUGCCUUGGCUGUAAUUGAUGACAAGUGCAAGCCUAAAGGAUUUAGUUUUGAUCCUUUCUUGCCUCCAUUGUGGAUCAGGAAACGCUGUGCUUCGCUAUUAUCUGCUCCAAGUCCUGAACCAGUCGUGCCAAGUUCUACUUCAUAACAUGUCAAGGAUUCCUAAGAAUGCGCCA